GUUAAUCUCUCCCAAUUCCCCGAGUCUUAACUUUUCAUUGGUCGGCUCGGCGUAGUGCCCGCCCCCGUCAGCGUCUCGCCUCAGCGCGGGCGCUAUGGCGGCUCCUGAGGGGAGCUGCGCUCCCACAGUGCACCGCGGCGGGGCCUGCGGGCUGGGGCCGGUGGUAGGGCGCGGAUCUGAGGGGUCCUGGGGCAGGUUGAGGGGUCUGGGGCAGGUUUAGGAGGGUCUGGGCCGGAUUUAGGUGGUUAGGUGCAGAUUUAGGGGGUCCUGGGGCAGAUUUGGGGGGCCCUGGGGCAGAUUUAGGUGGUUAGGUGCAGAUUUGAGGGGUCUCGGGGCAGAUUUAGGGGUAAAGGUGCAGAUUUGAGGGCCUCUGGGGCAAUUUUGGAGGGGUCUGCUGCAGGUUUGGGUGGUUCUGAGGUAGAUUUAGGUGGUUUGGUGUGGAUUUGGGGGGCCCUGGGGCAGAUUUGGGGGGCCCUGGGGCAGAUUUAGGUGGUUUGGUGCAGAUUUGGGGGGUCCUGAGGCAGUUUUGUGGGGUCCCGGGGCAGAUUUUGGCAGUUCUGAGGUAGAUUUAGAUGGUUGGGAGCAGAUUUUGGGGGGUCUUGGGGCAGGUUUAGAGGUCUGGUGCAGAUUUGGGAGGCCCUGGAGCAGAUUUAGGUGGUUUGAUGCAGAUUUGGGGUGUCUUGGGGUAGGUUUGGGUGGUCUUGGGGCAGAUUUAGGUGGUCAGGUGUGGUUUUGGGGGGCCCUGGGGCAGUUUUUGAGGGGGCUGGUGCAGAUUUGGGGGGCUGGUGCAGAUUUGGGAAGCCCUGAGGAGGAUUUGGAUGCCCCAGGGGCAGAUUUUUGGGGUGUUUGAGCGCCCUAGGACAGAUUUAGGUGGCGGAGGGGGGCAGAUUUGAGAGGUCUCGGGGUAGUUUUCAGGGGCCGGGUGGCACAUUGGGGGGGGCUCUGUGAGCAAUGUCGGGGUGCAGGGCUGCUCCCCACCCAGGGCACUGGCUCAGCGCCGGGGUUCGGCCUCACGCUGCCGGGGAAACGGCGGCUGUGCCGGUUUUGGUUGCGGUAGGGUUAAUUUUCCGCCGUAGCCGGUGUGGGGCUGUGGAUUCUGCCUCUCGCAGCCCCCUCCCAGGGCUGGGGGUGCACAAGGAGUUUUGGGGGACGCAGCCGGGACAAGCUUCCCUUGGGAUCGGCGACUCCUGCGCCGGGAGCCGGAUGCGCCGGAGAAAAACCGCAGGAGCCGUUUCGAGCCGUCGCACCCCGCCGAGGGUCCGGCGCCGGGCUCCUGCGCCGCGGGGUCUCCGUGGCGGAGCCGUCCCUGAUCCAGACCCCGGAGGAUGAUGAGGAUGAGGCUGAAGCUUCUCCUCCUCGCGUUGGGAGCCGUGGUAGCGCCGAGGCUCUCCCCGUCGCCGCUCGGGGUCCUCUCCCAGGAGGACGAGGGUCCCCCGAAAAUCACCUGCUUCGCCCCGCGGAGGUACGCCGGCAGCACCUUCGAUCUCUUUGCGGUGGGCGCCGGCGUCCCCGCGCAGAGCGUCUCUGCCGCGCAGGACCAGAACAAGGUUGAUUUUACCCUGGAUGGGGCUACCGCGACCUCCCGGUGCUACCGGUGCCGGUACCGGAGUUACAACGGCAGCGCCUGGCAGAUGUCAGCGUUCAGCACGGAGAUCGUGGUGAACGCCUCAAGUGACGCCGCCUGCCAUCCCCCCACCGCCGCGCCGACCGGCCGGCCUCUGCCGACCUCCGUGACUCUGCGGCAAGAUCGCCCCUGGCUCCUCCCGGUUGCCGUCGGCGCGACUGUCCUGGUGCUGCUGGUGCUGGCGGCGACGGCGGUUGCGGCCUGGCGAGUCGAGGCUGGGAGACGGCGGGCAAAGAGGCAGGAGGCGUCUUGCUGGACGGAAACGCGGUACCCCACCACCGAGCUUUCCUAUGACAACUGCGCCUACGCCGUCGGCGUGAACGCGCAGACGGCAGAUGGCAGCGGCGCCGGCUCGGCCCCGGCGUCCCCCCCCGCCGCACCCCACUUCAGCACCUUCAGGUCCUUGGCGUGAGCCCCAGCGUUGCCGUCUCUGCCGGCGCUUGCCGCGGCACCGGAGCCCGGCUCCUCCUUUUACCGGGGAGCACGAGGAGCCCCCGGCACGACCGCGAGGGAAGGGGCUGCGUGACGUCGAGGUUGGCGAGGCGCCGGCACCCCGCGGCA
Molecule: messenger RNA, 2185 nt
Organism: Grus americana (Whooping crane)
Lineage: Eukaryota; Metazoa; Chordata; Aves; Gruiformes; Gruidae
Gene: C33H19orf38
Product: chromosome 33 C19orf38 homolog
Exons: 9
Coding region: 1326-2036 (236 amino acids)
Source: RefSeq, a predicted model, not a curated record